Messenger RNA from Acinonyx jubatus (cheetah), 3471 nucleotides. RefSeq names its product influenza virus NS1A binding protein (gene IVNS1ABP). NCBI's taxonomy places the organism in Eukaryota, Metazoa, Chordata, Mammalia, Carnivora, Felidae. The record is from RefSeq and is a predicted model, not a curated record. Gene Ontology annotation, molecular function: protein binding. The transcript is spliced from 15 exons. The coding region runs from base 388 to 2316 and encodes 642 amino acids.
CUCCGCUCCUCUUCCCGCUCGACCGCUCCCCCCCUCCGCGGCCUCGAGGCGCUUUCCGUUGCGCCGAUUCCCGCCCGCUUCCUCCUACUCCCCAUCGAAGCACCAGACAUGAGUUUUUCCAUCUCUUCAGAGAUGAACCAGAUUAUGAUGCAUGAUUAUCACAGAAGAAAUUCAUGUCUAUAGCUUUUAAGGACUUGAUUACAUCAUUUCAAGCCUGAUAGUUUUGGAAUCACCAUUAGAGCUUAAGACACCUCUGCCUUCACUUCAACCACCCGUCUUCAUACCUUGAGGAAGUGCUGAGUUUUAACACUCCUUUGUCCUUGGAUUAUUUAAGACAUCUCAGAAAUACAUUUCUCACCAGUUCAGUAGCCAAAUUUGUAAGGAAAAAUGAUUCCCAAUGGAUAUUUAAUGUUUGAAGACGAAAACUUUAUUGAGUCUUCUGUUGCCAAAUUAAAUGCCCUGAGGAAAAGUGGCCAGUUCUGUGAUGUUCGACUCCAGGUCUGUGGCCAUGAGAUGUUAGCACACAGAGCAGUUCUGGCUUGCUGCAGUCCCUACUUAUUUGAAAUCUUUAAUAGUGAUAGUGAUCCUCAUGGAAUUUCUCAUGUUAAAUUUGAUGAUCUCAAUCCAGAAGCUGUUGAAGUCUUACUGAAUUAUGCCUACACUGCUCAGUUGAAAGCCGAUAAGGAAUUAGUGAAAGAUGUUUAUUCUGCAGCAAAAAAGCUGAAGAUGGACCGAGUAAAGCAGGUUUGUGGUGAUUAUUUGCUAUCUAGAAUGGAUGUUACCAGCUGCAUCUCUUACCGAAAUUUUGCAAGUUGUAUGGGAGACACCCGUUUGUUGAAUAAAGUUGAUGCCUAUAUUCAGGAGCAUCUGUUACAAAUUUCAGAAGAGGAAGAGUUUCUUAAACUUCCACGGCUAAAGUUGGAGGUAAUGCUUGAAGAUAAUGUUUGCUUGCCCAGCAAUGGCAAAUUGUAUACAAAGGUAAUCAACUGGGUGCAGCGUAGCAUCUGGGAGAAUGGAGACAGUCUGGAAGAGCUGAUGGAAGAGGUUCAAACCUUGUACUACUCAGCUGAUCACAAGCUGCUUGAUGGGAACCUACUAGAUGGACAGGCUGAGGUGUUUGGCAGUGAUGAUGACCACAUUCAGUUUGUGCAGAAAAAGCCACCACGUGAGAAUGGCCAUAAGCCGAUAAGUAGCAGUUCCACUGGAUGUCUCUCUUCUCCAAAUGCUACAGUACAAAGCCCUAAGCAUGAAUGGAAAAUCGUUGCUUCGGAAAAGACUUCAAAUAACACUUACUUGUGCCUGGCUGUGCUGGAUGGUAUAUUCUGUGUAAUUUUCCUUCAUGGGCGAAACAGCCCACAGAGCUCACCAACAAGUACUCCAAAACUAAUUAAAAGUUUAAGCUUUGAGAUGCAACCAGAUGAGCUGAUAGAGAAGCCCAUGUCUCCCAUGCAGUAUGCGCGGUCUGGUCUGGGGACAGCAGAGAUGAAUGGCAAGCUCAUAGCAGCAGGUGGCUAUAACAGAGAGGAAUGUCUUCGAACAGUUGAAUGCUAUGAUCCACGUACAGAUCACUGGUCCUUUCUUGCUCCCAUGAGAACACCAAGAGCUCGAUUUCAGAUGGCUGUACUCAUGGGCCAGCUCUAUGUGGUAGGUGGAUCGAAUGGCCAUUCGGAUGACCUGAGUUGUGGAGAGAUGUAUGAUCCAAACAUAGAUGACUGGAUUCCUGUUCCAGAAUUGAGAACUAACCGUUGUAACGCAGGAGUAUGCGCUCUGAAUGGGAAAUUAUACAUUGUUGGUGGCUCUGAUCCAUAUGGUCAAAAAGGACUGAAAAACUGUGAUGUAUUUGAUCCUAUAACAAAGUCAUGGACAAGCUGUGCUCCUCUUAACAUUCGUAGACACCAGUCUGCAGUCUGUGAGCUUGGUGGUUUUUUGUACAUAAUCGGAGGUGCAGAGUCUUGGAAUUGUCUGAACACAGUAGAACGUUACAAUCCUGAAAAUAACACCUGGACCUUAAUUGCACCCAUGAACGUGGCAAGGCGAGGAGCUGGUGUAGCUGUUCUUGAUGGAAAAUUGUUUGUAGGGGGUGGCUUUGAUGGUUCUCAUGCCAUCAGUUGUGUGGAGAUGUAUGACCCAACUAGAAAUGAAUGGAAGAUGAUGGGAAACAUGACUUCACCAAGGAGCAACGCUGGGAUUACAACUGUAGGGAACACCAUUUAUGCAGUGGGAGGCUUUGAUGGCAAUGAAUUUCUGAAUACGGUGGAAGUCUAUAACUUUGAGUCAAAUGAGUGGAGCCCCUAUACAAAGAUUUUCCAGUUUUAACAAACUAACAGGCUUAGUGAUGUAAUUGUGUUUAGUAGAGGUACACUUGUGAAUAAGGAGGGUGGGUGGGUAUAGAUGUUGCUAACAGCAACACAAAGCUUUUGCAUAUUGCAUAUUAUUAAACAUGCUGUACAUACUUUUUGUGUUUAUUGGGAAAGGAAUGCAAAGAUGAAGGUCUGUUUUGUGUAUUUUUAGGACUACUUUGGUUAUUUUACUUUUUGGAAGUUGAUAUUGUAAAAGAAUAAACCAAGACUUGAUCGGGCAUGUCAUUUCAAGAAGUCCCCUCUCCUCCACAUUUGUUUUGCCAAUUUGCACAUUAAUGACUCUUCCCUCAAACAUGUAUUAUGGGGCAAGAGGGUAAGGUUUAAGAUCGAGGCAGUUGGGUUUUUUAAGGGCCCUUUUUCAAUAACUGGAACACUAUACAAAAGAGACUUAUUUAACUAGAUGACAAUGACUAUUUUUGUUUUUAUUAAAAGAAAGCUGACAUGCCUACCAAGAUUUAAUCUUUUAUGAUUGCCUUUUUAUAACUUUUUAUAUUCUCAGCACAGUGCUUUACAUAUUGAAGAUGUGGCAGAUUCAAAUUACUGAAGCAGACUGGCGGUCUUAAAGGAUGCAGGGUGAGGGGUUUCUGUUGUACACCCAGAAUGCAAACUUAAAACCUUUUGCCUCAGUUACUGGUUUUUUUUUUUUGGUUUUUAGGUUUGUUUUUUUUUUUUCUUUUUUUUUUUGAGAAUACAGUACUGAUGUUUAUUUGAAUGGAGUUGCUGAACAGUAACAUAGCUAUGAUUUUUAUUUGAAACACUGAUUUCACAUACUUUGACUUCUUGAGGGUAUAUUUUAUAUAGCAAGACAUUUAAUAUAUAAGAACGGUGAAGUACUUUAUUUUCUAAAUAAUUCCUGUCUUUAUUUAUCAUUAACAAAACAAUCCUAAAUAGCAGCCCUCGAUUGUGGAAGAAAAUUAAACUGUAUUGGGUUUAAGAAUUCAGCGUUUAUCAGAACUAUGUUUUUGUUCAGUUUUUCUAUUCACAUGGAUAAAUACUGGUUGGGGUGACUUUAUCGAAUGUGUAGUGCUACACAUAUAACUGAUGGUGCCAAAAUUAGCACAUCCUAAUGCUUGCUGCCGAUGCAAACAUAUUAAAGGUACUUUGCAGGAAA